UAGGGCACCCGCAAUUAAACCCUCGUCGACCCUUUGUUCUGCCGGAGAGUUCAAAAAGUUGGCCGAGACAGAGAGAAAGAGAAAAUAAGAAUGGGAGACAGGGGAGGAGGAGGAGAUAGCAGCAGCAGCGAAGAGGAAGAUGAUCCCAAGUGGAAAGCCGCCAUCAAUUCCAUAGUCACCACCACAGCUUACGCCGCCUCCGCCACGAAAGCCGCCGCCGCAGCUGCUACUCAGCAAAACGAAGAUGGAGAGUUUCGACUCAAACCUAAAAAGCUAACACAUGCCCAAAUCAAGGUGAAGAAGCUAUUGAAUGAGAUGGUGGAGAAUACGUUAGACUUUGUGAAAGAUCCUACUCUCACUCUUGUUCCCCAAGAUGAUGAAGAACCAGAGAAUGACUGUGGAGUUCGGCUGUUUAAGCGCUGUUCAACUGGCAUAGUCUUUGAUCACGUAGAUGAGCUGCAAGGACCUAAGAAGAAGCCUAAUUUACACCCUUCUAGAGGACUUGAAGCAAGCUCUAAAGAGUUUAAGAAACGAAUAAAAUCGAUUGCUGUUGACGGGUCGGAUGUAUUGUCUGCUGCUGUGGAGGCAGCUAAGAAAGCCUCAGCUAGACUAGAGGCUAAAGAGGCGGCUGCGAAAGCUAAAGCCAAGAAAGAAGAAGAGAGAGUCGCUGAACUGAAGAAAGUAAGAGGAGAGAAAUGGCUACCUUCCGUUGCACGUGCAUUGCAGCUAAACAAAAAUUCAACAGGGAGAUCUGCAAAAUCCUAAACAUCCAUCCAUUCACUCAACUUGUAUCUCAAGUUAGGAGAGAGAGAGAGAGAGAGAGAGAGAGAGAGAGAGAGAGAGAGAGAGAGAGAUCAUUUAUUCUUGAUGUAGCGAUCAGAGUGAAGUUCUUCAGAUUUGAAAGGAAAUCCUUCUUGUCCAUCUUUUAUAUCUCAUCAACUUUUUUAUGUUCAUGAUCACAUAAAUGAUACAAGUCAGAUUAUUACAUGAGAAAUUCACACAUUUUUUUUUUAUUGAAA
This is a messenger RNA of Raphanus sativus (radish), 1019 nucleotides long. RefSeq lists its product as uncharacterized. Bases 91 to 765 code for a protein of 224 amino acids. The transcript has 5 exons. The record is from RefSeq and is a predicted model, not a curated record. NCBI's taxonomy places the organism in Eukaryota, Viridiplantae, Streptophyta, Magnoliopsida, Brassicales, Brassicaceae.